This is a messenger RNA of Uranotaenia lowii, 5955 nucleotides long. It is a transcript of the gene Ndae1, whose product is annotated as sodium bicarbonate cotransporter 3. Gene Ontology annotation, biological process: monoatomic anion transport; regulation of intracellular pH; bicarbonate transport. Gene Ontology annotation, cellular component: plasma membrane. Gene Ontology annotation, molecular function: solute:inorganic anion antiporter activity; sodium:bicarbonate symporter activity; monoatomic anion transmembrane transporter activity. The coding region runs from base 1627 to 5595 and encodes 1322 amino acids. The record is from RefSeq and is a predicted model, not a curated record. The transcript has 17 exons. Lineage: Eukaryota; Metazoa; Arthropoda; Insecta; Diptera; Culicidae.
GGUCGGACGUGUGUUCUGCUUUUUUCGGGGAACGCGCCGUGAGCGUUUUCUGCGUUUGUUGUUGGUUCCGGUAAGGACGUGAACCUCAGCUUAGCAGCAGUUUCCAGCCAGACAGUCGAUGUCUGUUGGACUGUUUUGAGCGUCUUGGCGCGUAGUCUAUGGGUUUUCCGUUGGGGUGAAGGAAAAGUUUAACAGCAUUUCUCCGUGUUUUGUUUUUCUUUUCCAUUUUUUUUUUCGGCUGACUACAGGACCAUUCGAUUUGGUUACUGUCACGGAGUUCUUCUGGUUAUAGUUUUCCUCGCGUUCCCUUCGACGUCGUCGAUGGACGUCGUUUUUCCUUGCGCGUUCUUUGUUCGUCUAUCGUGAAUUACUGGAGGCAACUGCUAUUUUUCCCUCUUUCUUCUUUAGUAUUGGUGCUGCUUCCCGGUUACAAUGAAAAAGGGGGAAAUUCUUUUUUCAUGUGGAAAACCGGUGAAAGAAAAUGGAGUGCCUUGCUCAAUGUCGGUCAAGUGAAUUUUUUGUUCGGUGAUAAGGCAAUCAAUCCGAGUGGUGAAACCAUUAUUCAAGUGGAAUAAAUAUUGUUCUAGUUCCCGGCAAGACGUGUAGGAAUAUUUAUCGUUUGCGUGCGAAAACGUCUGUCCCUUGACGAAAUUUUGAAUGAAAUAAAAGAAAACUGCAAAAAAUGAGCAAAUGAAACAAAUGAGUUGCUUUUGGGUCGCCUAGUUGAUGAUUCAGUUGCCCUAAUGAUAACCCAGCCAACAUCCGGAACACAUCAUUCCUGGUCUACUUUUGGGCAGGUUUCAGUUUUAUUUAUUGCCAUUGUCACUUCAGACGACAAUCGUUCCCAUUCCAACCCUCUUUUGGAGCAGCACACGAAUACAUCUUCGAGAAAAAAAAAAAGGAUAAACAUUUGCUCCAUACACAUGCAAAACAGGAGCCAACUUUUGUGAUUCCUUGUUUGUUUGUUUGAUUUCGCCGUGGAUCCAUGUCCAAUGAUCCAGUCGCUUGAAUAACAACAACAAAAAAAAAAUGUAAUGUUGUCUGUCCAUUAACCGACAGCUCGAUGAUGAUGAAUGCCGAGAAAAUCAACAACAGUGAGCUGCCAAGUUGAUGAUAGUGAUAACGUGUGCCUUCGCGCCUGAAGUGGGGCUUCAAAGGAAACUCGUGGUGUUCAAACGAAGACACAUAAAUAUAUAGUUCAAUACCAUUCGGAAUAAAGAAAAAAAAACCUCACUCAAUCCGUCUCAUCCAGGGACGCAGUAAGUUUAAAGAAGAAUACAGGAAGGAUUUGCGUAAUCAGUAAUACCGAAGUAUAACAGAUGAUACGGGGUGUGCGAUCCAUCACACUCUUCCCUCAAAUCGUCUCAGUCAGUUGUGUGAUGCAGGUCGAAGGAUAACGAAGAAGGUUGAUUUUAACACUGUAGAAAAGUAGAAUAAAAUCGCAAAGCGUCGACAGCCGGGGGAAAUCGUCAACGAAGACCAUUCGCGGCGGGCGCCCGCCGAGGAAAUACUUUUAUUUAUUUAUGGUGAUAUCUUGACACAGUUCUGCACAGUCAGUUUAAGUCAAAUCCGGUUGGAAUAGCUGAAGCUGAAGCUUGAAAGCAUUCGGGGCCGGUCGAGAACAAGAUGAAGGAUAACAACAAGCGGUUUUAUAGCACCAGACCCUGGAAAAUGGAUCACGCAACCGUCGACGAUGAAGCAUCCAUAGAUCCUCGGCUGAAGGGCCGAACGUUUCCGCUAGAAGAAGACCUUGAAGGUCAUCGGGCACACUCAGUUUUCGUUGGCGUUCACAUACCGGGCUCGUCCAGACGGCACUCGCAACGACGCCGCCACAAGCAUCACCCCUCCUCGACGACGGGCGGCGGCAAGGAAAAUGGGGACAAAAAUGGACCGAACGGCGAUACCGAAAGACCAGUUGCUCCAAAACCUCACGUUGUUACUCAACGUCGAUUCAGCGUGGUUGACGAUGGGGAGUUUUUUACUCCACCCGCACAAAGAGUCCAGUUCAUCCUGGGAGGGGAAGUGGACGACAGUCAGCAUGAAUCGCAUCCGCUGUUUUCCGAAAUGGAGGAACUGGUCAAGGAGGGAGACGAGAUGGCCUGGAAGGAAACCGCCCGCUGGGUCAAGUUUGAAGAAGACGUCGAAGAGGGUGGCAAUCGGUGGUCCAAACCGCACGUCGCCACCCUUUCGUUGCAUUCGCUCUUCGAGCUGCGCAGUCUGCUGCUCAACGGAACCGUUAUGUUGGACAUGGAAGCCUCGGGACUGGAGCAAAUAUCCGAACUGGUUUGCGAAAACAUGGUCAACUCUGGGACCCUGCCAAUAGAGGCACGCGACAAAGUCAUUGAUGCGUUACUAAAACGCCACAGGCACCAGCACGAGUUUGGCAACAAGAAAACCAGACUACCGUUAAUCCGAUCACUAGCCGAUAUCGGCAAAAAUCAUUCCAGCUCCAAGAAUAUGCGUCGAUCAUCCACUGCCAAUUCUGCAAAUUCAUAUCCAAUGCACGUGGUGUCAUCGUCACCGGGAUUGCACGAUGAGGUCGGUGAGCCAACACCUUCACCGCAAACCGCACUGCUCGGUGGAACUUCCGCCAAAGAUCAACGGGGUCACUAUCUAGCACUACCAACAGUGGAAGACCAACAGCAUCCCCACCAGCAACAACAACAACAAACUUUUUCCUCUUCCCACCAUCAUCAGCCGAUUUCGAAAAAAGCCAGCAUCGGCAGCAAUGCCGAGGGAGCAUCCAAGCCUGGCGCCGGUAGCAACAACGGAAAACAUUUGACCGUACCAGGCAAAGCUUCCGGGGAAAAUUUGAUCCAGAGCCCCAGCAACAUGUCGAUGGCCCGGAAUACCAGCAGCGGCGAUCUGCAAACCAAUGGGGAACACAAAUCGAACACCCACUUUAUGCGCAAGAUUCCGCCGGGAGCCGAGGCGAGCAACAUCCUGGUGGGGGAGGUGGACUUCUUGGACAAGACGCUGUCCGCGUUCCUGCGGCUGAACAGCGCCUCGGUCAUGGGAGAUCUGACCGAGGUUCCGGUGCCGACCAGAUUCAUUUUUAUCCUUCUGGGCCCGCCCGGAAGCCACGGCAGCUUCCACGAGAUAGGACGUGCCAUGGCCACGCUUAUGUCCGACGAAAUAUUCCACGAGGUAGCCUAUCGUGCCAAGAAACGGGAACAUCUGCUAGCAGGAGUGGAUGAAUUUUUAGAUGCAGUCACAGUGCUUCCACCGGGUGAGUGGGAUCCCUCGAUUCGGAUAGAACCACCGGCAGCCAUUCCAUCGCAGGAAGUGCGCAAGCGUCCUCCGGAAAAGAACCCCAAAGAGGAAGUGGACGAAGAAGAGGAAGAACAACGACAACGAGAAGAGUCCGGGUUGUCCAGGACCGGCCGACUGUUUGGCGGGUUGAUCAAUGAUCUGAAGCGAAAGAAGCCGUUUUACUUGUCGGACUUCAAGGAUGGCCUAUCGAUGCAGUGCGUUGCCUCCUGGAUCUUCUUGUACUUUGCAUGCCUUUCGCCUAUCAUUACGUUUGGGGGAUUGCUCGGGUCGGCCACCGGUAAUAAUAUUGCAGCUAUGGAGUCCUUGGUGUCCGGGUUUGUCUGUGGAAUCGGAUACGGAUUCUUUUCCGGCCAGCCCUUGACGAUUCUGGGUUCCACCGGUCCGGUACUGGUGUUUGAAACCAUUGUGUAUGAUUUUUGUACCAGAGUCGGAUGGGAUUACAUGACCUUUAGGUUCUGGAUUGGUACCUGGGUGGCGAUCAUCUUGCUCAUUCUGGUGGCCAUCGAUGCCAGUGCCCUGGUGUGCUACAUCACGAGGUUUACCGAAGAGAACUUUGCCUGCCUGAUUGCGUUCAUCUUUAUCUACAAGGCAGUUGAGAAUGUGCUUCACAUUGGAAAAGACUUUCCUCUCAAUACCGCAGGUGCCAAAUACGAUUGUUCCUGUCUACCGCCGGCAGGACAGCCCACAAGCAACGAAAUCAUCCAUGAGUGGGCCCAGUUUGACAAGAAAACUUGUGCCAUGCUCAAUGGAACCCUGACUGGUUACGACUGCGGUAAGCCAGAGUACAUCUCUGAUGUAUUUCUGAUGUCGAUCAUCCUGUUCAUCGGGACCUACAUCAUCUCGGUGAUCUUGAAGGACUUCAAGAACGCCCUCUUCUUCCCAUCGUACGUGCGGCAGUUCGUGAGCGACUUUGCCGUAAUCAUUGCGAUCCUCUCGAUGACGAUGCUGGAUUUCGUGACCAACGUGCCGACGCCGAAGCUCGAAGUGCCCAGAGAGUUCAAACCCACCAUUCCGGAUCGGGGCUGGCUGGUGUAUCCAUUCCACGAGAAGAACCCGAUCUGGUCAUCGGCCCUCGCCAUACUGCCCGCCCUGCUUGGCACCAUUCUGAUCUUUAUGGAUCAACAAAUUACGGCUGUGAUAAUCAAUAGGAAAGAGUAUAAGCUAAAUAAGGGCUGCGGUUACCAUUUGGAUCUGUUUGUGCUGGCUAUUCUGAUUCAGAUCUGCACCGUUAUGGGGCUACCUUGGUUUGUGGCUGCUACCGUACUCAGUAUUAAUCAUGUCAAUUCACUCAAAAAAGAAUCGGAAACGGCCGCCCCCGGUGAGAAGCCUCAGUUCCUUGGCGUUCGCGAACAACGAGUCACCCACAUACUGAUCUUCCUGACGAUCGGAUGUUCCGUGUUGUUGACGCCACUCCUGUCACACAUUCCAAUGCCAGUAUUAUAUGGCGUAUUUCUGUACAUGGGUUCCGCCUCGCUCAAGGGGCUCCAGUUCUUCGAUCGGCUACUGAUCAUGUUGAUGCCAGUCAAGUAUCAACCGGACUACAUGUUUUUGAGACAGGUACCAAUUCGUCGAGUGCAUCUCUUCACGCUGAUACAGCUGGCAUGUCUCAUUAUGCUGUGGGUGAUCAAAUCAUUCUCAUCAACAUCGAUUCUAUUCCCGCUGAUGCUGGUCGUCAUGAUCGGUAUCCGCAAAUCGUUGGAUCUGGUAUUCACUCGGCGGGAACUGAAGAUCUUGGACGACGUCAUGCCGGAAAUGACGAAGCGGGCCCACGCAGACGAUCUUCACCAACUGGAGGAUGGCGAGGACUCCAAUCAGCAUUCCGCCGACAAUCUGCAACUGCCGCUGGAAAACGGAGCCCUCAAUAGUAAAGGUAAAAUAAACAUAUCCGAGGAAGUCAACAGGACCACAAUCUGGAAGCAGGUCAACAAUUGCAAUAUUUUGUUCACGAAGAAGCAAACCAAAAUAGCUUCCAAUACGACAUCUACAAAACAUCAAAACUACCCACCGGAAAACUUUACACCGAUUCCUGCCAAUCAGCAAUUAUCAACUGAUACCAAAUCGAGAAAAAGCUCCGAUCCCGAGAAAAGACUGUUUACAAUGUGCGAGGAGGAAGAAACGAACCCGGAUCCGCGCCGAUUGACCCAUCAGAAGAGGACCCAAAACAUGAAGCGAGAGUUUUGGAUGAACACAUCUCCAGAUGGUAACACCACCAUCAUCUUCACUCCUUCCGGAGCUGAUACGACGGGCACGAGCGAUUCAACGAUACAUCCCGAUAGCAUACGCCACGGGUCAGCGAAAAAUUGUUCGGAAACGCAAGUGUGAAAAGCAAAGUCCAGAUAACUUGUAUAGGUUACUUUUUUUUUUAAUAAUUAGCUAAGACCAUAAGUCAAAAGGUGCUGCUGGCAUAAGAAUGUAGGAAAAGAAUAUUAAAAAUCAAUUAAGGGUACCUAUAUUGACAUAACAUUAUUAAAAAAAUCCCCCAAUUAACUCAACUGUGUUAGAAAACUAGUCAAUCAAAAUUCCUCCAAUGGACAUGCACCGGAAUGAUAGACGUUGAAAGUAAGUUUUGAACGAAUGGAUUGCAGUACUACAACUAAACAGUAGUUAAUUAUUAUAGGCAUAUUCGAUAGGCAUAUCGUAAUAGUCAAACCUGAUAUUGAUUAAAUAAACAUAAUAAAUCGU